CUGAUGACGCAUCAGGCAUGCUUGUAGGCUGCGACGCGCUUGUUAUUUAUCGUGGAGAGCUCAUUAGGCAGCAAAAGGAUAUUUAACUUUACCGCUUCUACAGCAUGUCUUUUCACGACGAUGAAUCCUCGGAAGCCGGACUGACCGGUCAAUCGAGGCUGGAGAGCUUCCUGUUCAGCUGCGAGCUGUCCUCUAAAGUACCUUUCUACACUUUCCAAGGAGAUGAAGAGGAGGACCUGGAGCACUUCCUUGAACUGAGAACAGUUUGCUUAGGUGACGGUGCCAAGGAGGAGAGCAAUGUGGUGGAGGUGACUGCCAUGAACCACAAUGGAAAGACUAUUUCAGUUCCCAUCGCCAACCUUCACAUCAAGUGUCUCCCCAUGGUGAGUCUGGGUGAGUUUGAGCUGAAAGCACCAGUGACCAUCCGACUCAAGGCCGGCACAGGGCCGGUUUCUGUCAGUGGACUACACCUUAUUGCCUCACAGGUCGAAGACUCGGAUUUGUCUGAGGAAGAAGACUCGGAGGAGGAGGAGGAAGAAGAGGAAGAGCUGCCUGCCAUCAAACCAGCAAAAAAGAAGCAGAAGCAGUAGGCGGAGAGGUUACUGGUGGAUUUUUUUUCUUCUUCUUUUUUGAAAUGGCUCACUCACUGAUGUGUUUUUAUAAAAUAAUGUUUUGGUACCAGAUGGACACAUUUUACAAAAUUCCCACUUCCACACCAGCCACGUGAAUGCUGUGUGUGGUGGCAGCUAGCGGUGCAGUCGGGGGAAUCAUGACGGGCUCUGAUGUUCUGGGUAGCGUGUGAUGAUCGAUUGCUACCCGCAGUUUUAUACUGUACAUGAUUCAGUCACCACUGAAGGUGGUGGAAGAGGUGUCUUUUUACCACCAGCGGAUCCUGGCAUUGUUUAAAGAUGCUGAGCGAUGGGGAAGAAAAUGUAUUCCAACUCAAACUGAGUGUCGCCGGCAGAUGAUACAUGCAGACAGUAUAUUAAAUGCUCUUGUUUCAUAGGAGAGUCUCCCAUUUCCUGCCACUUGUAAUAUCAGAAUACUGUUUUUCUAUGUAAUGUUUCGAUCUUAAAUGUGAAGAUUUGUACUUGCAGUUAAUAGAACAAGGAAGCAUUUUUCUCCAAAUAAAUGAGCAAUUCCAGCACAAUAAAUAAAAUACACAGUUUGUUUCGUCA
Molecule: messenger RNA, 1178 nt
Organism: Archocentrus centrarchus (flier cichlid)
Lineage: Eukaryota; Metazoa; Chordata; Actinopteri; Cichliformes; Cichlidae
Gene: npm3
Product: nucleophosmin/nucleoplasmin, 3
Exons: 5
Coding region: 105-590 (161 amino acids)
Biological process (GO): chromatin remodeling
Cellular component (GO): nucleolus; cytoplasm; nucleoplasm
Molecular function (GO): histone binding; RNA binding; chromatin binding
Source: RefSeq, a predicted model, not a curated record